This is a messenger RNA of Anolis sagrei ordinatus, 4493 nucleotides long. RefSeq names its product CAP-Gly domain containing linker protein family member 4 (gene CLIP4). Gene Ontology annotation, cellular component: cell tip; cytoplasm; spindle pole body. NCBI's taxonomy places the organism in Eukaryota, Metazoa, Chordata, Lepidosauria, Squamata, Anolidae. Gene Ontology annotation, molecular function: microtubule plus-end binding. Gene Ontology annotation, biological process: establishment of mitotic spindle orientation; cytoplasmic microtubule organization; nuclear migration involved in conjugation with cellular fusion. The record is from RefSeq and is a predicted model, not a curated record.
GGGGCGGGGCUAAGAGGCGAGUGGGAGAGCCGGCGAGGCACCUGGAAGGAAGGAGGGAGGGAAGGAAGGAGCGGUGCCCGUUCUCCCUCAGUUAGAGAUCCUCCGCGGGCGGAGAGGGCAGGUGGCUUUGUAGGCGAUGACCAUAGAGGAUCUUCCUGACCCUCCCAUAGAAGGAGAGUUAUUGACUACACGAUACCAGUAUUUUAUUCCUGGCUCUGAAGAUCCAGUUACCUAUUCCGUGUCUGCAGCACCAAUGCCUUCUGAAUGUGAAUUUUCCUUUUUUGACCCUAAUGAUCCAGCAUGCCAGGACAUUCUUUUCAAUCCUAAAACAUCUGUCUCAGAGCUAUUUGCCAUAUUAAGACAAUGGGUCCCUCAAGUUCAACAGAAUAUUGAUGUCAUUGGAAAGGAGAUCAUCAAGAGAGGCUGCAAUGUGAAUGACAGAGAUGGCUUGACUGAUAUGACAAUCUUGCAUUACACAUGCAAGUCAGGAGCUCAUGGCAUUGGAGAUGUAGAUACUGCUGCCAAAUUUGCCUCCCAACUCAUUGAAUUGGGUGCAGAUAUAAAUUUGAGGAGCCGUUGGACAAACAUGAAUGCUUUGCAUUAUGCUGCAUACUUUGAUGUUCCAGAACUCAUUUCAGUUAUUCUGAAAAAUGCAAAGCCAAAAGAUGUGGAUGCCACAUGCAGUGACUUUGAUUUUGGAACAGCCUUGCAUAUUGCUGCCUUCAAUUUGUGCACAGGAACAGUAAAAUGUUUGUUGGAACAUGGAGCCAACCCUGCCUUUCGGAAUGAUAAAGGACAGACACCAGCAGAUGUGGUUCCCGACCCAGUAGACAUGCCAUUGGAGAUGGCAGAUGCAGCAGCAAGUGCUAAAGAGAUCAAGCAGAUACUCUUAGAUGCAGUGCCUCUAUCUUGUGACAUUUCCAAGGCCAUGCUUCCUAAUUUUGAUAAUGUCACUGGCAAAGAUGUUCUAGGAUCACUUGGUUUAAAGCUCGGAGAUCGAGUUAUCAUUGCAGGACAGAAGGUUGGCACACUACGAUUUUGUGGCACAACUGAGUUUGCUAGUGGACAGUGGGCUGGCAUAGAAUUGGAUGAACCUGAAGGGAAAAACAAUGGAACUGUUGCAAAAGUGCAGUAUUUCAAGUGUGCACCAAAACAUGGAAUCUUUGCACCGCUCUCUAAAAUAAGUAAAACUUCAGAACGGAAAAAGAGCACAAGAAUUUCCUCCUCACGUCCUUUGCCUGUAGCAAAGUCCAAGAAAAUUGAUGUAACCCGUGUUUCUUCCAAAGUGAAUUCUGGCUUGUCUGCACUGAAAAAGGAGAGUACUUCUGAUUCUGCAUUUUUGGGCAAUGAAAGAGGAAUUAAAACUCUACCCAGUAAAGAAGCAACUUCCCUGGGAUCUAGCAGCAAUUCAUCUUCCACUACUUCGUUAGACAGCAAGAGAAAUUCUCCCAAGAAGUGGAACUCCUCAAGCAAUAAUAAGAAAGAAGGUUCAACAUCCCAUUCUGUUGCAUCCAAAAAUGUUGCUGGGGAAAAUUACACUCUCCCAUCUGCAAGGAGAAAUCCUUUUGAUGAGGGGGAAAUUCAGAUUGGAGACAGAGUGCUUGUGGUUGGACAGAGAACUGGAAUAGUUAGAUUCCAUGGAACAACUAAGUUUGCACCAGGCCUUUGGUGUGGAAUAGAAUUGGACAAGCCUCACGGCAAGAAUGAUGGCUCAGUUGCAGGAGUACAGUAUUUCAGCUGUCCCCCCAGAUAUGGCGUCUUUGCACCACCAUCCAGAGUACAGAGGCUAACAGGAUCAUUAGACUCCCUCACAGAUGUUUCAUCAAGUAAAAUGAACCACUCUUUGCCAGGUUUUAGACGAAGCUUCAGUACAACCUCUGCAUCUUCCCAAAAAGAGAUAACCAGGAGAAAUUCCUUUGCCAAAUCAAAAAAUCCAGUGCUGCGUCGCAGUUGGAGCAACACUACUACAACCAACACCGAGGGCCCUGUGAAGCUGCGUGAGGGCUCUCAGGUGCUUUUGACCAGCUCUAGUGAAAUGGGCACAAUUCGCUACAUUGGGCCGACCGACUUUGCCCCAGGGAUAUGGCUUGGCCUGGAACUGAGGAGUGCCAAGGGCAAGAACGAUGGCUCUGUGGGUGACAAGCGGUAUUUCUCUUGCAAGCCAAACCAUGGGGUCCUUGUGCGGCCAAGCAGAGUAACCUAUCGUGGGAUUAAUGGGAUGAAACUUGUGGAUGACAUCUGUUGAAGGAAAAAUGCUCUGGCCUAAGAUGAAGGGUGUCCAAAAUAAACCACACAGGGAACCCUGCCAUCUACCUGCAUGGCACUCUGUCUUAUCCAAAGUCCUAAAGCUGCACUUCUCUCACAUGUUCACAACACUAGCCAGAUUGGAGGUGUGUUAAUGACUCUGGAGGAAUGAAAUUGUAAUAGCUUCACCUACAGAGCAAGCCCUUGUGUGAGUGCAUCUCAUCUGAAAUAGUAUCUUGGAGAUGAGCUACCAUGUUAUUUUAAUCACAGACUCUUUUUCUACCUGGCUCCAUUUUGACAUGCUUUGCCACUUCACAAAUGAGCUUCCCAGCCCAGAUUCUAAUUAAGCUGUAAUAUGACUUGAGAUCACAGACGCUGUUAAACAAAGCAGUCGGAUUUGUCAACUUGUUAAAUUGUCUUUGCCUUCUGUAGGGAGAAAAAUAGCAAUAAGGAGGGAGGAAAGUGACAUUAUUUAGAGGUGAAGAGCCGAGAAACUGCUAGCUUGUUAGUCAGACCAAAGGCUCCCCCAAAGCACAAAUAACUAGUUGCUGAAGGUCUGGUGAGAAGAAUGCAUUAUUUUUAUGCUGUAUAUAUGAGCAGCCUAAAUAAAGGGUGAGGGUGCAGUGCAGAAAGCUAAUAAUAGAGCACAAACAUUUUUCAGGGUUAUAUUAGAAGCACUUUUUAAAUGGUAUGCAUGUAUAUAUCUCCCUCUCUGUGUGUGUGGAGGUGUUUAUUUUUAAUUUUUAAAAGCAGCAUGCCAGAAGCACUUUCAAGAAAAACCAUUGGAACAAAUACUAUGCACUUUUAUUUCUCUGUGGAGAUUUGUCCUGAUAUUUGGGGUAAAUGGUUUUGCUAGUUGAGUCUCAAGUUGUCAAAAGGUCUCUGCAACGUGCCUGAUCAGCAGCUGUAACGGUUGGCUACUAGGUCAUGUUAUGGUCAGGGAGAUUACCUUUGAAGACUGCAUAUGCCUGUGUAUCUCCUCCUCUGCUUUGGGGACACAUGUACCCUCCUGGCAUGGAAAGAGGAAGAGGAUUGCCUCUCCUCUUUAGCUUGUAGCAACAGAAGCCUUGCCAGCAUUCCCACUUUGGCCCAACAUGGCCCAAUCACAGCUGCCUUAUGGAAGGAAAUGUUUCCAGAAACUUAUGAAAGGUUGUAGCAGUGCUGCAUUUGUCAAUAUUCGUUCCUCCUCAAGGUGCGCAAGACUGUCCUAUGCCUCUGUAGUGAGCCAUGUGCCAAGCCAGCCACAGAGUAAGGUGGGAGUUCAGCCAUGUGGCAAUUGACCACUUGCCAGCAUGGGUUAAAAAUUAAAAUGGUCCCAUGCUUCGGUGCUUGUAUCCCAGUCAUUUAGUUCUAUGAUGCUCCUAUACAGUGUGCAAUAAGAAAUCUUUAUUACUGUAGUCACAACUUUAGAAGAAGCUACUUACAGCCUUGCUAUUUUUCUACAAUUACUACAGUGUUACUAGAGCAUGAUUUAUGGGUGUGUGUGCGUGUGCAUGUUGCAUUAAAAACAGCAUUUAAUACACCUGCUGGCUUCAUUUUAACAUGUUCCAUAAAUAGCAGUGAUAUGAAUUUAAAGCUUCAAGUCAUGAAAGAUAUAAUACAUUUGGUAUAUUUUUACUCUUACAUGUGUUCUGCUACUUUACAAUCCACAGAACUAACAAAUUGGCGUGAUCCUUCAAAGUGGAGGUAUAUUUUCAAAUUGCACUUAGCGGCAGAACAAAUUAAAAGAACAGUAGUCUCACUUUUAGAUGAAACCUGUAUAUUUAGAUAAAGCUGUAUAUUUAAAGAAGUAAUGGGACAAUUUUUCUUGCAUACAUUAAACAUGAAAAAGCGACAAAAUUCUCUUCUAGCUAAUGGUGUGUUUAACUAUGGGUGACAGCUGUAAAUGGUGAUUGUAAGUUUGUCUUUCAUUACAAGCCAUCUGAAAACUACUGAUGCGCAGAUGUACCUUGAUGCACUGAAUCUUACAAUGUCAAGCAUCUGAUUCCUUAGUGUUGAAUUUUUUAUCUUGUGAUAAGACUGCUUUUGACUAACUUUACUGGUGAUCAUUGCUUUUAAGAAAAUUGAAAUAUCACAGGGUAUCCUUUUUGAGUCACUUUUAAUGCAAACUUGAUUAUGUAUUUAGGAUCAAGAGCAGUAACGGUAAUAUACUAAAACAGAUGUUUUAAAUACAUUUUUAUGUGUAUACGAUAUUGAUGUACUCUGUAAACUUGUCAGUCUUGAACAUAAAUACGUUUAUGCACUCAUAA